AUGACAGAAAACCACAUGAGGACUCAUACUGGUGAAAAACCGUACAGUUGUCAAAAAUGCGGUAGAAAUUUCGCCCAAUUAUGCAAUAUGAAAAUCCAUAUGAGGACUCAUACUGGUGAAAAACCGUACAGUUGUCAAAAAUGCGGCAGAAAUUUCUCCCAAUUAUGCAAUAUGAAAACCCAUAUGAGGACUCAUACUGGUGAAAAACCGUACAGUUGUCAAAAAUGCGGCAAAGUUUCACCCAGUCAUUCAAUAUGA
Messenger RNA from Loa loa (African eye worm), 258 nucleotides. Its product is annotated as zinc finger protein. The coding region runs from base 1 to 258 and encodes 85 amino acids. Gene Ontology annotation, biological process: regulation of transcription by RNA polymerase II. Lineage: Eukaryota; Metazoa; Nematoda; Chromadorea; Rhabditida; Onchocercidae. The transcript has a single exon. Gene Ontology annotation, molecular function: RNA polymerase II cis-regulatory region sequence-specific DNA binding; DNA-binding transcription factor activity, RNA polymerase II-specific. The record is from RefSeq and is a predicted model, not a curated record.